AUGCGAAGUUUGAUUAAUCUUUUACGUACCACUUUGACUGAUCUAAACAUAUUCUCAUUACGUGAUAUGAGCAGUGGUAUGGAUCGAAUAACAGCUAAACGUCUUGGUCGAUGGGCGACUCGUCUCUACAUUGCUUUAUUCAUCAGCGGUCUCAGUAUUCUCACCAUCUACAGCGUAGUUCAACCACAAGUAGUGACGAAGACUUUCAAUAAACCAUCUUUUAGUAUUUAUACUGAUUUACAACAAAAAUAUGGAGAUAAAUUAAAAUGUCCAUGUUCAGUGAUUGCAUCGAUUUAUGAUCAAUUUAUCGAAAUUGAACCAAUAUUUCAUGAGAUCUGCUCGAGUCCAUUUGCAACAAAGCAAUACCGCAAUGAACUUAUAGCUGGUCUAAUCUCUAACUUGUCUAUUUAUGUAUCAGGAGACUAUCGCCGUUUUCUUUCUGCUCAUUUACAAGCUUUGCAAGGAUUAUGUGAACUCUCUAAAACAUCAGUAUACGAUUCUAUUAACCAGUUUCGUACUUCACUGUUUGUUACUUCUCAACUUCUAUCGAAAAUAAAUUUUGAUGAUCAGCUUGGUUCGUUAAUCGAACAAACCAAAUCCAAUGCUCCUACUACAAUCCGUCGACAUCUCUUCUUAAUUCGAAAUAUCAAUCAUGGAAAUGCUUACAUGUCAACGUAUGGAACAAAUUUCGAAUAUAUUGGUGCUCCAAAUGCACCUACAUAUUCUUAUGCAUCUACUCGAGCUAUAAUCUAUGAUGAAUGUUCUUGUGGAUUGCAUCUAAAUUGUACAAGUCAAGCAAAUUUUAUCGAAUCAAAUUCAUCUAAACUGUUUCCAGUCAAAGGCUUGAAAAUAGGUUGUACUCCAAGCGAAUCAUUUCGUGCUUCAACUCUUGAAUGUUUUUAUGAUCGUUCAUGUAUUGAUCUCAUUCAUCAAUAUACUAAUUAUACGAGAUCUCACAAUCCUGUCUUGAACAUGACGAGUCGUUACUCAAUAAACACUACUAUAGCUGAACUUAUUGAUAAUCUAUUCAUAGAACGAUGGGCGACAAAGAUGAAUUAUUCAUCUUAUUUUCGUGAAUGUUCUCCACUGUAUUGUUCAUAUACUUAUAUUCAAAAAAAAAGCAGCUUUAUCUAUACAAUAACUAUCUUACUUGGUCUUCAAGGUGGUUUAUCAAUUGUUCUUAAAUGGCUUUGUCCUAAAAUAGUUCGAAUUGCAUCUAAAGUAAAUGGUUAUCGAAAAAAACGAAUGAAUACUAUUCAUCCUAUCAAUUCUCUUGAAAUUACAUCGAAUGUUACUCUUAGCACAACCAUACAUAAUCCUACUUGUAAUUUAGAAUCAAGACCAACACCUAUAACAUCUCGAACAAUUGUUACUACAUCAAUUCGAUUUCCGUCGACCAGUACGACAAAUGAUACUACUAAUUUGAACUCAACAAUAAACACAACAACAUCAACAUUAACAAGCACAACAGUGCCAUGUUCUAAGUUAAACUUUCAACUAACAUCAAUAAAUAUAUCUGAUGUUCCACUUUAUGUACGAUCAUUUGCUGUUGCUGACUUCAACAAUGAUAAUCGACUUGAUAUUGUGGUUUUUUCUAACUAUGACGAAAGUGUGCUUAUACUACGUGGAACUGAGAAUGGAAGUUUUACAGCAGAAAAUAUUUUUCCAAAAGGACGUUUUGACCUUGUGAACAUUAUGAAAAUUGGUGAUUUCAAUAAUGAUAAUCGAGUCGAUCUCGUAUUUACCUAUGGAAAUUUAGACUAUGUAAACAUUCUUUUUGGAAAUGGUAACGGAGCUUUUAGAGUGAUAGAUAUACAAUUAGAGACAAGGGAAUGCAUUCCCGAAGAUAUCGCCGUAGCCGACUUCAAUCAUGACAAUUAUUCUGAUAUUGUUGUCAUUGAUAAUGACGAUUCUAAAGUUUGUGUAUUUCUUGGAAAUGCCAACAACACUUUGCCAUUGUAUCUGAUGUUUUCUACAGGACAGCAUAGUUGGCCUCAAUCAGUAACCAUCAGUGACUUUAAUGGCGAUGGACACGCAGAUAUUGCUGUGGCCAAUAAUAAAGCUGUGAAUGUUGGUAUAUUUCUUGGACGCGGUAAUGGCACUUUUGAAGUACAAAAGCGAUCUUUUACUUUCAUGGGUUCUUAUCCGAGCCAUAUUGUAAGUGGUGAUUUUCAUGGUGAUGCUCAACAAGACGUCGUUAUCAGUAAUGGCAUCACAAACAUACUCACUAUGUUGUCUAAAUAUAGAAAUGGACUUUUCACCGUCAAGGAGAAUUUUUUUAUGAAAUCUAACGUCGUAGAACCUAUGGUUGUAGGUGAUUUUAACUGUGAUGAUCAUUUAGACAUUGCUGCUAUGGGUAAGCCAUAUGGUAUAGAUGUACUACUCGGAUAUGGAGAUGGUCGUUUUGAGGCACAAAGCAUAUUACCAGAUGAACUGAUCAGUUUUGACUCUAGAUUUGGUGUUUAUGAUUUUAAUGAUGAUACUUAUCCAGACAUAAUCAUUGCAAAUCCUGAGUCUAGUUCUAUAGAUAUCUUUUUAAACAUCGGCGAAUGUUGUGUACGUGGAAUUCCUAAAAGAAAAACAUUCAAUUUCUCAUAA
This is a messenger RNA of Adineta steineri, 2598 nucleotides long. NCBI's taxonomy places the organism in Eukaryota, Metazoa, Rotifera, Eurotatoria, Adinetida, Adinetidae. The record is from the annotation of a GenBank genome assembly.